CAGUGGGUGUGCACUGCCCGGUCGGAGGCCCCGCUCUCAGGGCUCACUCACUGACGCUCAUAAAUGGCACGAGGGAGGUCCAGGGCUGCCCUCUGCACGACAUGGAGACGCAAGUCUGCGAGGCUCCCGAGGGCUCGGCUUGGACCACGAUGGGGCUGGGCUGCGGCCUCCUAAGGGGGCUCUUGUCUGGGGCGGUGGCUGGGGGUUGCCCUCCCCCCUGCCCGCGUCUCAGAGCACCCCCACCCCUCCCCUGCCACGCGAGGCCCACCCUGGGGCCCGGUGCCCGCCAUGAACGGCCUGUCAGUGAGCGAGCUCUGCUGCCUUUUCUGCUGCCCGCCCUGCCCCGGCCGCAUCGCUGCCAAGCUCGCCUUCCUGCCGCCAGAGCCUACCUACUCGCUGGUGCCCGAGCCUGAGCCGGGGCCUGGCGGAGCCGGGGCCGCCCCUUCGGGGACUCUGCGGGCCUCUGCCGGCACCCCUGGGCGCUGGAAGCUCCACCUGAUGGAGCGUGCGGAUUUCCAGUAUGGCCAGCGCGAGCUGGACACCAUUGAGGUCUUCCUGACCAAGAGCAGCCGGGGCAACCGCAUCUCCUGCAUGUACGUGCGCUGUGUGCCCAGCGCCAGGUACACGGUUCUCUUCUCCCACGGCAACGCAGUGGACCUGGGCCAGAUGAGCAGCUUCUACGUCGGCCUGGGCUCGCGCAUCAACUGCAACAUCUUCUCCUACGACUACUCGGGCUACGGCGCCAGCUCGGGCAAGCCCUCCGAGAAGAACCUGUAUGCCGACAUCGACGCUGCCUGGCAGGCGCUGCGCACCCGGUACGGCAUCAGCCCGGACAGCAUCAUCCUGUACGGGCAGAGCAUCGGCACGGUGCCCACCGUGGACCUGGCCUCUCGCUACGAGUGCGCUGCCGUGGUGCUGCACUCUCCGCUCACCUCGGGCAUGCGCGUUGCCUUCCCUGACACCAAGAAGACCUACUGCUUCGAUGCGUUCCCCAACAUCGAGAAGGUGUCCAAGAUCACGUCACCGGUGCUCAUCAUCCACGGCACGGAGGACGAAGUGAUCGACUUCUCCCACGGGCUGGCACUCUAUGAGCGCUGCCCCAAGGCCGUGGAGCCGCUGUGGGUGGAGGGCGCUGGGCACAACGACAUCGAGCUGUACAGCCAGUACUUGGAGCGCCUGCGCCGCUUCAUCGCCCAGGAGCUGCCCAGCCAGCGCGCCUAGCCUGGCCCCGAGCCGUGCGGGGACUUCAGCAAUAAGGCGGUGCCUGGACCUUGCCCCCGCCUCGGGCCGGGGGCUGCAUGUGAACCCCCCACCCCGGCACCCCAGUGCUCCAAGGCAGCUGGAGGGUAGGGGGCCGGGGCCGGGGCCGUGGACGAUGUACAGGCUCAGAGCUACGCUCUCCUUUCCUUUUGGAAGCAAAAAGAAGGAAAAACGUGAAAACAAAUUAAAGAUUUAAAAUUUUA
Messenger RNA from Leptonychotes weddellii (Weddell seal), 1463 nucleotides. The record is from RefSeq and is a predicted model, not a curated record. Lineage: Eukaryota; Metazoa; Chordata; Mammalia; Carnivora; Phocidae.